Messenger RNA from Kuraishia capsulata CBS 1993, 330 nucleotides. RefSeq lists its product as uncharacterized. The transcript has a single exon. NCBI's taxonomy places the organism in Eukaryota, Fungi, Ascomycota, Pichiomycetes, Pichiales, Pichiaceae. The record is from RefSeq and is a predicted model, not a curated record. The coding region runs from base 1 to 330 and encodes 109 amino acids.
AUGAGAUCACUUCCGCCUCCACGCUACUCCAGGUACCGAAGAAUCAAACGGAUUAACCGAUCAGUGUGGAUAUUCAUAACUAAGGGUCGUAUAUCUGAUUCGGAUGCCUUUGUGAAGUUCAGAAAGCCAUACAUUUCCAAAAUCAGACCGUCCAGAGUCACGAAAAGAACCACCGCCAGACCGAAAGUCAGAGAUAGGGUCUCCAGAAGGGUAGUCAAUGGCACCCCUAGCACUGUUGGAUCUUUUGCAAGAACAAUGGCUUGUUUUUCGGGGAUGUUUCCUUUCAGAAGGAGAAAGACAAGGAUGAUGAAGAUGGAUCUUAGGCUUUGA